AUGACUGGUCGGAAAGGGUCAAGGCCGAAGAUGACAGGCAUGGGUGACAAGCCGAAGGGUAACAGACUGGAGGGUGACAAGACAGAAGAUCACAGGCCAGAGGAUAACAAGCCAGAGGGUUACAAGCCAGAGGGUUAUAAACCAGAGGGUGACAAGCCGGAGGAUAACAAGCCAGAGGGUGACAAGCCAGAGGGUUACAAGCCAGAGGGUGACAUGCCGGAGGAUAACAAGCCGGAUGAUAACAAGCCAGAGGGUGACAAGCCAGAGGGUGACAGGCCAGAAGGUGACAAGCCAGAGGGUGACAGGCCGGAGGAGGGUGAUAAGCCAGAGGGUGACAAGCCAAAGGGUGACAAGCCAAAGGGUGACAAGCUAAAGGAUGACAAACCAGAGGGUUACAAGCCUGAGGGUGACAAGCUAGAGGAUGACAAGCCAGAGGGUUACAAGCCUGAGGGUGACAGGCCGGAGGAAGACACGCCUGAGGGUUACAGGCAAGAGGGAGACAGCCCUGAGGGUCACAAGCCAGAAGGUGACAAGCAGGAGGGUUACAGGACAGAAGAGGGUGACAGGUCAGAAGGUGACAAGCCUGAGGGUGACAGGUCAGAAGGUGACAAGCCUGAGGGUUACAGGUCAGAGGGUGAGAAGCCAGAGGGUCACAAGCCAAAGGGUAACAAACCAGUGGGUGAAAAGCCAGAAGGUGACAAGCCGGCGGGUGACAAGCCGGCGGGUGACAAGCCGGCGGUUGACAAGCCUGAGGGUGACAGGUCAAAGGGUUACAGGCCAGAGGGUGACAAGCCAGAGGGUUACAAGCCAGAGAGUGACAAGCCAGAGGGUGACAAGCCCGAGGGUGACAAGCCAGAGGGCGACAAGCCAGAGGGUGACAAGCCGGAGGGUGAUAAGCCGGAGGGUGACAAGCCAGAGGGUGACAAACCGGAGGGUGACAAGCCAGAAGAUGGCAAACCAGAGAGGGACAAGCCUGAGGGUGACAAUCCUGAGAGUGGUAAGCCAGAGGAUGGCAAGCCAGAGGGAGACAAGCCAGCGGUUGACAAGCCAGAAGGUGGCAAGCCAGAGGGUGGCAAGCCAGAGGGUGACAAGCCAGAGGGUGACAAGCCAGAGGGUGACAAGCCAGAGGGUGACAAGCCAGAGGGUGGCAAGCCAGAGGGUGAGAAGCCAGAGGGUGACAAGCCAGAGAGUGAUAAGCCAGAAGUUGACAAGCCGGAGGGUGACAAGCCAGAGGGUGGCAAGCCGGAGGAUGACAAGUCGGAGGGUGACAAGCCAGAGGGUGACAGGCCGGAGGGUGACAAACCAGAGGAUGGCAAGCCAGAAGGUGACAAGCCAGAAGGAGACAUGCCGGAGGGUGACAAGCCAGAGGGUGACAAGCCAGAGGGUGACAAACCGGAGGGUGACAAGCCAGAGGGUGACAAGCCAGAGGGUGACAAGCCAGAGGGUGACAGGCUGGAGGGUUACAGACCAGAGGAUAACAAGCCAGAGGAUGACAAGUCAGAUGGAGAAAUUCCAGAAGGAGGCAGGCCGGAGGGUAACAAGCCAGAAGGAGGGGGAAAGCCCGAGGGUGAGGGAUAUUUUGACGAGGAGCACACCCUGAGGCAGAUCUGCAGGAAGUUGAUCCAGCUCGCCAAGCACGCGAAAGAGAACGCAAGAACUUUUAAAUCCAACAGGAGGCAGGAGGUAGCGACGUGGAACAAUGAGGGAGUAAAUAGGAGGCAGGAAGGAAAGACGAGGAGGUCUGCGCAUUCUAACGACGAUUCGAAUGAAGAUCCGAUGUUUGACGUUACUGAACAAGAGGAUUUUUCUGGACUUGAUGAUGAAAACAAGUCUGAUCACAGCAACGACAACAUAUCUGUAACCUCCGAGAAAUCUUCGGAUAUUGGACCUUGGCAAGAGAUUAUCGAGGAGGAAGUGCGUGAUCUUAUGCAGGAAGAUACCGACCUUAGUGAAAGCGAAGUCACUAAGCAUGUCUCCGAGGAUUUGCGAGGUACUUACAGAAAGGCCCUUUUAAAUAUUAUUGGACCAAGUUGA
This is a messenger RNA of Mya arenaria, 2034 nucleotides long. Its product is annotated as basic salivary proline-rich protein 2-like. NCBI's taxonomy places the organism in Eukaryota, Metazoa, Mollusca, Bivalvia, Myida, Myidae. The record is from RefSeq and is a predicted model, not a curated record. The transcript is spliced from 7 exons. The coding region runs from base 1 to 2034 and encodes 677 amino acids.